AUGCUGUCCGUGCGCGCCUCUGCAGGCGACGUCCCGGUCAGCGCAGACACCCUGGGAUCCAGCGCGGGCCUCGUGCGCAACCUGGCGUUCGGCUCCUUCUGGGUGCAGCUGCCGCUGUCUGUGGUGUCAUCCGCAAUCCUCUUCUUCGCGACCCAAUUGUCUGGGCCCUCAGACGUCUCCCGCUGGUUCACCUUUGCGGGCAUCGUCUUCGGCUUCCUCUCCACCUUCUUCGCCCACGGCUUCCUGACGCUGGCGCGCCAGGCCAUCAGCGAGGGCAAGGAGGUCAAGCGCAGCUUCCUGGUUUCAAACCUGGUCCGCAACAUCAACAUCAACCUGGCUGGCGUUGGCGUUGUCUUGAUCGGCCUGCAGGCCUCUGUGGGCACCCUGGUAUCCAAGACGAUGCUGGGAGCCGCCAACGCGCCCUACGCAGCCCCCCAGCCCGGCGGCACCCUCAUGUCGCUGGACGUGUUCUCGCUGCAGGCCUCCACCAACGUGCUGCUGGCGCACUUUGUGUCAAUCGUCUUCGCCAACUUGAUGCUGGCCACACUCAACCGCCUGGGCGCCACGCCUCAGGCUGCCUGA
Messenger RNA from Monoraphidium neglectum, 582 nucleotides. RefSeq lists its product as hypothetical. NCBI's taxonomy places the organism in Eukaryota, Viridiplantae, Chlorophyta, Chlorophyceae, Sphaeropleales, Selenastraceae. The transcript is spliced from 6 exons. The record is from RefSeq and is a predicted model, not a curated record. Bases 1 to 582 code for a protein of 193 amino acids.